AUGGGGGAGAACGACGCCGCGCUCCGGGCCGGCGGCAGGGGGCUCUCGGACCCAUGGGCAGACUCCGUGGGGGUGCGACCCCGCACCACCGAGCGCCACAUCACGGUGCACAAGCGGCUGGUGCUGGCCUUCGCCGUGUCCAUCGUGGCGCUGCUCGCGGUCACCAUGCUCGCAGUGCUGCUCAGUUUGCGCUUCGACGAGCCCGAGGCGGGCGGGGAAGCCACCCCUGAGACCUCGUCCGCUCAGCCGCCGUCGGAGGAGGAGCGAGAGCAGUGGCAGCCGUGGACGCAGCUGCGCCUGUCGGGCCACCUUAAGCCGCUGCAUUACAAUCUGAUGCUCACCGCCUUCAUGGAGAACUUCACCUUCUCCGGGGAGGUCAACGUGGAGAUCGCGUGCCGGAACGCCACCCGCUACGUCGUGCUGCACGCCUCCCGAGUUGCGGUCGAGAAGGUGCAGCUGGCCGAGGACCGCGUGGCCGGGGCGGUUCCCGUGGCCGGCUUUUUCCUCUACCCGCAAACCCAGGUCUUGGUGGUGGUGCUGAAUAGGACCCUGGAUGCGCAGAGGAAUUACAAUCUGAAGAUCAUCUACAACGCCCUGAUCGAGAACGAGCUCUUGGGCUUCUUCCGCAGCUCCUACGUGCUCCACGGGGAGAGAAGAUUCCUUGGUGUUACUCAGUUUUCGCCCACACAUGCCAGGAAGGCAUUUCCAUGUUUUGAUGAGCCCAUUUACAAGGCUACUUUCAAAAUCAGCAUCAGACAUCAAGCGACCUACUUGUCUUUAUCCAAUAUGCCAGUGGAAACGUCCGUGUUUGAGGAAGAUGGAUGGGUUACGGACCACUUCUCACAGACCCCUCUCAUGUCCACAUACUAUUUAGCCUGGGCAAUUUGCAACUUCACCUACAGAGAAACUACCACCAAGAGUGGGGUUACAGUGCGAUUAUACGCAAGGCCUGAUGCUAUCAGAAGAGGUUCCGGGGACUACGCCCUCCAUAUAACGAAGAGACUGAUCGAAUUUUACGAAGACUACUUUAAAGUGCCCUAUUCCUUGCCAAAACUAGAUCUUUUAGCCGUGCCUAAGCACCCGUAUGCUGCUAUGGAGAACUGGGGACUCAGUAUUUUUGUGGAGCAAAGAAUACUGCUGGAUCCCAGUGUUUCAUCUAUUUCUUAUUUGCUGGAUGUCACCAUGGUCAUUGUUCAUGAGAUAUGUCACCAGUGGUUUGGUGACCUCGUGACUCCUGUGUGGUGGGAAGACGUGUGGCUGAAGGAGGGUUUUGCUCACUACUUUGAGUUCGUUGGUACAGACUACCUCUACCCUGGCUGGAACAUGGAAAAACAGAGGUUUCUGACGGAUGUUCUGCACGAAGUGAUGCUGCUUGACGGCUUGGCCAGUUCCCAUCCAGUAUCACAGGAAGUGAUACAGGCAACAGAUAUUGACAGGGUGUUUGACUGGAUCGCAUAUAAGAAGGGCGCUGCUUUAAUUAGAAUGCUGGCUAAUUUUAUGGGCCAUUCAGUGUUUCAGAGGGGUUUGCAAGAUUACUUAACCAUUCAUAAGUAUGGCAAUGCUGCCAGAAAUGAUCUCUGGAGCACACUGUCAGAGGCUUUAAAAAGGAAUGGAAAAUAUGUAAAUAUACAAGAAGUAAUGGAUCAGUGGACGCUCCAGAUGGGUUACCCUGUUAUCACCAUCCUGGGAAAUAUAACAGCAGAAAAUAGAAUAAUAAUUACCCAGCAACAUUUUAUUUAUGACAUCAGUGCUAAAACUAAAGCACAUGAACUUCAAAAUAACAGUUACCUGUGGCAGAUUCCAUUAACUAUUGUGGUAGGAAAUAGAAGCCAUGUGUCUUCAGAAGCAAUUAUUUGGGUGUCCAACAAAUCAGAGCAUCACAGAAUAACUUCUUUGGACAAAGGAAGCUGGUUGCUGGGGAACAUCAAUCAAACAGGCUAUUUUAGAGUCAACUAUGAUUUAAGGAAUUGGAGAUUAUUAAUUGAUCAGUUAAUCAGGAACCAUGAGGUUCUCUCUGUCAGUAACCGAGCAGGUCUAAUCGACGAUGCCUUCAGCCUCGCCAGAGCUGGCUACUUGCCUCAGAAUAUCCCCCUGGAGGUUAUCAGAUACUUGUCUGAGGAGAAGGAUUUUCUUCCUUGGCACGCUGCCAGCCGAGCUCUCUAUCCUCUGGAUAAAUUACUGGACCGCAUGGAGAAAUACAAUGUCUUCAAUGAAUAUAUUUUAAAGCAAGUUGCAGCAACGUACAUGAAACUCGGAUGGCCAAAAACCAAUUUUAAUGGAUCUCUCGUUCAAGCGUCCUACCAACAUGAAGAACUACGUAGAGAAGUUAUAAUGCUGGCGUGUAGUUUUGGCAACAAGCACUGUCAUCAACAGGCAUCAACACUCAUUUCAGACUGGAUUUCUAGCAACAGGAACAGAAUACCACUGAAUGUCAGAGACAUCGUCUACUGCACAGGAGUUUCACUGCUCGAUGAGGAUGUCUGGGAAUUCAUCUGGAUGAAAUUCCACUCCACCACAGCGGUUUCGGAAAAGAAAAUAUUAUUGGAAGCCUUAACUUGCAGUGAUGACAGGAAUUUAUUAAAUCGGCUUCUGAACCUAUCACUAAAUUCUGAGGUGGUCCUGGAUCAAGAUGCAAUUGAUGUGAUAAUCCAUGUAGCUCGAAAUCCACAUGGUCGAGACCUUGCCUGGAAGUUUUUCAGAGAUAAAUGGAAGAUAUUAAAUACCAGGUAUGGAGAAGCAUUAUUUAUGAAUUCCAAACUUAUCAGUGGAGUUACAGAAUUUCUUAAUACUGAAGGUGAACUGAAAGAGCUGAAGAACUUUAUGAAGAACUAUGAUGGCGUCGCUGCUGCCUCUUUCUCAAGAGCUGUGGAAACUGUCGAAGCCAAUGUACGCUGGAAAAUGCUUUAUCAAGAUGAGCUUUUCCAAUGGUUAGGAAAAGCUCUGAGACACUAAUGUGUCUCUUAUAAACAGUUCAGUUCAGAAUUCUGUGAGAAGACCUGCAUCGUGCGGAACGAGGAAAAUGGCCAGAUUGUCAGUGUUAAUGUGUGGGAGGAAUUUUUUUUUUUUUUUUUUGGUUUUGGGGGAUUUUUUUGUUUGUUUCAUUCAUUCUGUUUUGUUUCUCUAUUGGGUGUUCUUCUCUCAAGAAACUCCUGCAAGUGAAACUAGCGAUGAUUGCUUCAGCUGUACAUUCUUGCUGUUCAGGACCAAAUAUGAUAGUGAUGCAUGUUGUUGUUACAGUCAGUAUGGAAACGCAUAUUCAGAAUAUUUUGUGCAUGGCUGUAUGGUCCUGCCUGUGUUCCAGCAUGCUUAUUUAAACUGUCCGAUGUUGUAUGUGAAUAUAUGUUACAUCCAGUAUGGGCAUUAUGCAAAAGCACAAAGAUUCUCUAUGACAAUCAGUGUGGCAAUGAAUGAGAAACUGACAAGAGGAGUUACAGUCUUAGUCCUGGGCAACGUGAGAGGUGAACUAGCCCUUUCAAUGAUCGAUGUCCCUUGUUUUCAGCACUUGGAUUGUCUUGUAAUGAUUUCUGUGUUGCUAACUCACUUUCUUUGAGUUAAAGCUGUGUAUAUGUUAAAAAAGGCAUAUGGCUAGUGUAUGCAUAUGUAUAUGUACACAGGGAAGUCCCCUAUGUAUAUAGUAUGUUGUACACUGCACUUGUGCAAAGAAUCUCUUCAGAUCAAAGGAAAAUUAUCUCUUUUUAUAAACUUAUGCAAACUUUGAAAAGGCUGAAAGAGAAUUUAUCUCAACACUAUCCUUCCUGGUAAGUUCCUGACUAAAUUUCUCAACUGUCAGAGAUUUUUUUUCAUCUACUUCCUGACUGGUCUAGUCUACUACAUAAAAAUGAAUUCAAACAAAGCUUAUGUAUAAACACUCUU
Molecule: messenger RNA, 3873 nt
Organism: Vicugna pacos (alpaca)
Lineage: Eukaryota; Metazoa; Chordata; Mammalia; Artiodactyla; Camelidae
Source: RefSeq, a predicted model, not a curated record